GCAGGUUACUAACUAAAAUGGCGGAUAUUUCGAAAUUCGAAGGUCCAAUUCCGAAAAAAGAAUUGGCCACGACCACCACAGUAGAAGAUUACGAGUACGUUACUCAGUUUUUUGGAUUCACACCGGUCUCACUUAUCGACGGUAUUUACAAUGCUGUUAAUGUUUACAUUAAAGAAUUCUUCAAAGAAGUUGGGAAGGUUUUGGAAGAGGAACUCGCUAAAGAUGACCCAGUUUCUAGUUUUAAAAUACAAGAUGGUUGUAAGGAUUUGAUUAAAAGCUAUCAAAAUGUCGACAAAGGAAUUGAUCGAAUGGAGAUGUUUUUGAUUAGAAAUGUUCUCUCGAUUCCAUCGGAUAUUUUGUUACCCGAGGAUGAGGUUCAUGGAAGAUAUAAAGACGAUAAAAUUGAUGAGAAUGAAACGUCCCUCGAUGAAGAAAUCCAUCAACUGAAACAUGAUAUUCUUGAAGAAGUUCGCUUUCGACAGCUUUUCCUUAAAGAAAAGAACAAGUUAGGGGUUAUACUAGAUGAAGUUAAAAGGUUAGAGCAAUGGUUUGAUCAGAUAAAUGAUGUACUCAAUAAAAAUGGCAUAAAAGAAGCACUCAACCUUGUUUUGAUGACAAGAUCAAAAGUCACUAAACUUCUUGAAAACAAAAGUUCAUAAUACAAGUUUUGUAUUAAGUUUCUUAUUACAGGUGACUUGUAUCAGUUGUAUGAGACCAGAGACAGAUGAUUAACUUUUUAUAUUGUGAUAAAAAGUAGCAAAGUAAGACUUUGUAACAAAGUAAAGGAAUGAAGUCUUAGCGAUACACCUAACAAUAAUUUCACCAAAAUUAUAGAAGCUAAAGUAAAUUCUGCCAUGAACAACUACUGUGUAUUUGUAUGUGAAAUAUUAGUAAGGUAAAUGAACAUUUAAUCAUAAUUUUUUUACAAUGUACACUUUGCAUCAUAAAUUGCUGUGGAUAUGAAAGAAGACUAUAGAACUUGCUAGCCACUGCAGCAUUUGCAUGAGAAAACAAGCAUCUAAUUGUUUUGUGAUAGAUUUAAGAUAAUUGUUAUGUAUGAGAAGUUUAUUUAAUGAAAAUCAUUACAUUUUUCUCUGUCAUGAGGGCAGUUGAUAAGGUAA
This is a messenger RNA of Xenia sp. Carnegie-2017, 1121 nucleotides long. Its product is annotated as protein MIS12 homolog. NCBI's taxonomy places the organism in Eukaryota, Metazoa, Cnidaria, Anthozoa, Malacalcyonacea, Xeniidae. The record is from RefSeq and is a predicted model, not a curated record. Gene Ontology annotation, biological process: kinetochore assembly; mitotic sister chromatid segregation; protein localization to kinetochore. Gene Ontology annotation, cellular component: nucleus; chromosome, centromeric region.